Ectocarpus sp. CCAP 1310/34 is the source of this 567-nucleotide messenger RNA. Lineage: Eukaryota; Phaeophyceae; Ectocarpales; Ectocarpaceae. The record is from the annotation of a GenBank genome assembly.
AUGUCGGACGAUAGACUACCAGCCAUGGUUGACAAGGCUGCUUGGGGAAAAGCGACUCCAGGGAAGAAAGGAAUCAGAUGGGACAAGAAAGGAAUCAGAUGGGACAAGGUGGUAGAGAGGGUUUGGAAGGAGAUAGGAGACGAAGAGGAGACAUUGGACACGGAAGGGUUUGGGGGGUUCAAGAAGAAAUUCAAGGUUAUGCUAGAAAGUAGGGAGGAGGCAACCCUUCGGAAGAAGGUACGAAGCAAAGACCACUUGGAGAUAUACGGGAAGUUGAAAGAAGGGAUAGGGAUGAAGAGUUACUUGGACGGCCCCAUGGACUACGCAAAAAAANUUCAAGAAGAAAUUCAAGGGAUGAAGAGUUACUUGGACGGCCCCAUGGACAACGCAAAAAAACUGAAGUUGCAAUUUCGAGUAGGCGAUCUGGACUUGCCAGAACGGAGGAAGAGACCCCACAUAGUUGGGGAGUGUGAGCUGUACAGGAAGGAAAGAGAGGAUCUCGAGGAGGACAUGAGACAGAGAGGGUGUGACAUGGACAAGUUUGAUGGUGGGCACAAGAGGCCGUAG